UCCGGUCUCGUCGAAGAAAGCCCUCGGCGUAACACAUUUGCACGUUACCAACUGUUAUUUUCCUAAAAUAAUAUAAAUUGUUUUUACUGAAUAUUGCCGUACAAGAGAUAUGAAUGACGACCACUUCGUUAUCUCUCGAGGUCCUGGCACUUUUGUUCCUGACCCUAAUACCUUGGCCGGGGCCUUCAGUGUUCAAGAUCAGCUGCUCUCGUGACAACUCCAAAAUCGUAAGAAAAGUCAUACAGAACAAAUGGCUUCCCGUCUUGGAGAGAUUCCAGGUAAAACUACCAUUAGAAUGUCCAUUCCACCCCGCGCGAGACAUAUUCGCGCCUCAGCACGCAGCCAAGAUGCAACACCGACCAUCGCAAUGGACGUGCGCUUUCUGUGGAAAAUCCUUUUACGAAGAACGACAUCUAGACGCACACUUUGACCACCGACACAAAAAUCAGAUCAACAAGGCAGAAGACGCAGUUUGUCUAGCUGACUACUGUGAUAUUUUGCGGUGUCAAGUUUUGGUCGCACACGGACUACUAAACGGUGGCGACGGACCUGGCACCGACAUUGAGGUGUGGCAGGACGUGGAAUCCAUAAAGAAGGCCUUAGCACCGGCAGCAACCCGGAGUGUGGCGCGGGUGGCGCCUCGCCGUAGACAUCGCCCUCGUUCAACGCCUCUUCCUGUACCUGAUUGCCCCAAGACUGACCUUGAAAACGAUGAGCCAGAAUCCGAUGAAAAAAAGACAGAAGACAGCGAAACGGAUGUGAAUCAAACCGCUGAAUUAUGUGACGCAGACACCGUAGAGUCCUCUCUUCCACCGGACAGCAGACAGAAACGGUUGGCAGACUUGCAGGCGGAGCGCGCGGCUUGCGAUCCCACGAGACUUCAAAUAUUAAAGAUACGAUGUGAGAAAAUAGUUCAUUCUUGUAUAGCGACGUUGUUAUUAAAUCUGACUCAACAUCAGUUUACUGAAUUGGAAGAAGAGAUGCAACGUGCAGUGUGUUGGUACUUGAGCUGUGACCGGUACUGGGAGGACACCGCGCCAACGGCUCGAGCGUUCCCUUGGCCGCUACUGUUGGCGCUCGCGACAGGCCUCGCUUUGGCUUUGUGUAUGUGUUACUACAUCAUCUGGAUAGUGUUCGAUUCCGAGGAGGGUAGUGUGGCGGGAAGCGCCUCCGUUUCUAUGACGACGCAUUCGUCGCCGACUCGGGGGGAGCGGAUGGGAACAGAAGACGGCAUGCUGGAUGAUCCCGACCAUGACGACCAUUACAUAUACGUUACUUACCCGCCUGAACUAAAGCGGAGGCUACUUGAGAGCUGCUACAAUAGAACGACGCGCCUUUGAGUUCAACGUCCGAAAUGUCACGCAUGAUGUUGGUACACCCAUAGAUAAUAAAAGUCUUAGAGGCAAAAACGGACCCAGAUGUAGUGUCAUUUUCUUUUACUACAAUUUACGAUUAAACGAAUGAUUUAAAUAAAAAAUAUAUUGUAAUAUAGGAUAGAGUUGUUCUUUUUUCUUUUUCAUAUAUCGAUAAAUUGGUUAACACUGAUUUACGUAAUAAUUAUCGACAUUAGAUAUCGAAUACCGAACACUCGAUUUUUGUAAAUUAAAAGUAAAUUUAAUAUUUGUUGAAUAAUUAUAAUUGAUGUAAAAAACGCAAUCAAAAUGGAAAAUCAAACGUUAUGCUUCCAAUGUCGACAUUUAUUCUGUGUGCACAUUACGUUGUCCUUGACCAUGGACGCGUCAUGUUUAGGCGGUAUAGGUACUAACUGUAAGUCUAUGGUGGAUGCAGUUCUAAAAAAACAUCUAGCGUAGAUGUCCCACGACAAACUUGGCGCGUCUUUUAAAUACAUCAGGACGCUACACCAGGCGUAUCUGGGAACAAUACGGAGCGCGAAGUGUUUAUCAUAUAAAAAUUAUCACAAAUUAGCGAAAGUUUAAAGUCGUCACUUGCGCUGAUAUGAAUACGAAUUAUAAAAUGUUCUUUUGUUGUUCCAAAUGUUCCAAAAUUUGAAAAUAUGACAUGGAAUGUAUAUUAUUUACGAAAUAAUUUAAUCGGAAUCAUCAACUACUUAUAAAAUAACAUAAAAGUUUUUAAUAAUGUUAGCUUAAAAACUCAAGUUUUUUUUGUGCCUGGUUUAUUUGAUUGUAGAUAUGUAUACUGUCUAUGAUGGUAGCCUUACUGUAGAUUCUGUUUUUUUAGUAACAUAGUUUGAGUAAUGUAGUUAUUUACCAAUGUUAAUCUUAGAUCUUUCUUGAAAUCACGUUUU
Molecule: messenger RNA, 2266 nt
Organism: Bombyx mandarina (wild silkworm)
Lineage: Eukaryota; Metazoa; Arthropoda; Insecta; Lepidoptera; Bombycidae
Source: RefSeq, a predicted model, not a curated record